Messenger RNA from Jaculus jaculus (lesser Egyptian jerboa), 4070 nucleotides. It is a transcript of the gene Znf319, whose product is annotated as zinc finger protein 319. Lineage: Eukaryota; Metazoa; Chordata; Mammalia; Rodentia; Dipodidae. Bases 537 to 2285 code for a protein of 582 amino acids. The transcript has 2 exons. The record is from RefSeq and is a predicted model, not a curated record.
GCGGGUCUCUGCAAGGCCAUCAGUCGGUCUGUCCGCCCGUCCGCCCGCCCUCCCGGCGCUUCUCCAACCCGGCCCCGCUAGCCCGACUGCGCUCGUUGAGUCUUCGGUUCCGGCCGCUACAAACCGGUCCCCCGCCCCCGGGCCGGCCGCUGCCGCUACGCGAGGCCGGGGAUUGGCAGGGCGCGUAGGCCUCGCCGCCGCGGAUGGAACAGGAAUAAAGGGGCGGCAGAGAAAGCAGCUGGUCGCGGCUCUCCCUACGCCUGGCCCCGCGGGCGGCUUGGAGCAGAACUGAUCACCGGGGAAAACAGAACCUCCCUGGCAUGACUAGGAUGCUGCCUUGAAGAACCCUGCCCUGUCGACACUGUCUUGUAGUUGGCCUUUUUGGCAAUUGGCUGGAGCUAUUUGACCAGUCCUCUGUGCCUUGUCUGGGGUCUUUGUCCAUCUCUGAUAUUGGGCAGCUUCUCUCUCUGGGUUAGAUCACCUUAAGCGGGAAACUGAAGCCAUUACUGUCCAAACCCUGUUCCAUCUUCCCAAGCAUGUCGGAAAGCUGGCAGCAACCUCCUCAGACACAGCCUCAGCAGCCCCAGCCACCACAGCCUCAGCACCAUGCCGAGCCACCACCCACCUUGGCUGAGCACACGCUGCCCCCAGGCACAGCUGAGAACCCCUUGGGCUGUGCUGUCUAUGGCAUACUCCUGCAGCCUGACCCUGGCCUGCAGCCCCCACAGCAUGCACCUUUGCAGGCAGCAGGUGAGCCGGGCCCCAAAUGUGGGGUGUGUGGUCAUGACCUGGCACACUUGUCCAGUCCACAUGAGCACCAAUGCCUGGCGGGCCACGACCGCUCAUUCCAGUGUACACAGUGUCUCAAGAUCUUCCACCAGGCCACAGACCUGCUGGAGCACCAGUGUGUGCAGGUGGAGCAGAAGCCUUUUGUCUGUGGCGUCUGUAAAAUGGGCUUCUCCCUGCUCACCUCGCUGGCGCAGCACCACAGCUCCCACAGCGGCCUGGUGAAGUGCUCCAUCUGCGAUAAGACGUAUAAGCCAGCAGAGGCCACGGAGCCAGCCACCACUGCUGCCCCAUCACUGCCCUCAGCGCCCCCACCCACUGCUGUCACCCAUUCCGAACAGCCCGAGAAACCCUACAGCUGCUCAAUUUGCCAGAAGCCUUUCAAACACCUGUCGGAGCUGUCGCGGCACGAGCGGAUCCACACGGGCGAGAAGCCGUACAAGUGCACGCUGUGUGACAAGAGCUUCAGCCAGUCUUCGCACCUGGUGCACCACAAGCGCACGCACAGCUCGGAGCGGCCGUACAAGUGCGCCGUGUGCGAGAAGACCUUCAAGCACCGCUCGCACCUGGUGCGGCACAUGUACGCGCACUCCAGCGAGCACCACCUGUUCCGCUGUAACGUGUGCGAGCUGCAUUUCAAGGAGUCCUCGGAACUGCUGCAGCACCCUUGCACCCCGAGCGGCGAGCGGCCCUUCCGCUGUGGCGAGUGCCAGAAGGCCUUCAAGCGGCCCUCGGACCUGCGGCAGCACGAGCGCACGCACAGCGCCGAGCGGCCCUUCAAGUGUGACCUGUGCCCCAUGGGCUUCAAGCAGCAGUACGCCCUCAUGCGGCACCGGCGCACGCACAAGACCGAGGAGCCCUUCAAGUGCGGCCUGUGCGAGAAGGGCUUCGGGCAGCCCAGCCACCUGCUCUACCACCAGCACGUGCACACCCUGGAGACUCUCUUCAAGUGCCCCGUGUGCCAGAAGGGCUUCGACCAGUCAGCCGAGCUGCUCAGGCACAAGUGCCUGCCAGGCUCCGCAGAGCGGCCCUUCAAGUGCCCAGUGUGCAACAAGGCCUACAAGCGGGCAUCGGCCCUGCAGAAGCACCAGCUGUCGCACUGUGCCACAGCCGAGAAGCCCCUGCGCUGCACCUUGUGUGAGCGCCGCUUCUUCUCCUCCUCGGAGUUCGUGCAGCACCGCUGUGACCCAGCCCGCGAGAAGCCGCUCAAAUGUCCUGACUGCGAGAAGCGCUUCAAGUAUGCCUCAGACCUGCAGCGGCACCGGAGGGUGCACACGGGUGAGAAGCCCUACAAGUGCCCGAACUGCGACAAGGCCUUCAAGCAGCGCGAGCAUCUCAACAAGCACCAGGGUGUGCACGCCCGUGAGCAGCAGUUCAAGUGCGUGUGGUGUGGCGAGCGCUUCCUGGAUGUGGCGCUGCUGCAGGAGCACAGCGCUCAGCACAGCGCUGCCGCUGCAGCUGCAGAGGGUGCCUACCAGGUGGCUGCCUGCCUGCCCUAAGGCUGUGGACAGCUACUGCCUGCCCUGCCCAGACUCACCUCUUUGCGGCUGCAUGGUACCAAGCCCCCCCAUCCAGCUCCCAACGAGGCCUCAGGAAUGAGGACAAAAGGCCCUGGGCAGAUAGAAGAUGCCGGUGCUCCUGUGCUCAGCACUCCUGGCACCAGCCUGGCAGUGGGAGAGCCAAAUUGCUGUGGCCAGCAGUACUGGUACUCUUCCCCAAGGCAGGAUCCGCUUUCUGAGAACCACCAGCCUCUCACAUCUACCUGGGACUGUAGUCCUAUGGACAGUCAAGGGGCCCUCUCUUCCCCAAGGAUGGGGGAUACCCAACCCAGCCUCCCCAAAUCUUUCAGCCUACUUAGAAGCCAGGUAGGUCUGGAUGGAGGAGAAUUAUGGUAUGGCCUGGACCCUAGAAGUGGGUUGGCCUAGGCCAUCCUCCCUCACAUUACCGCUUAGGGAAGGCUAGCUUGAAGGCAGAGCUGGAGACCAGGAGUGUAGACCAUGAGCUGCAGGCCUCUCUGCUCAGGGUGAUGUGUCCCACAAGUUUCUGAUAGUGACAUGAAUAGGAUGAGAGUCUUCCAGCAGGGUCUGGCCUGGAGACUAGGGGCCCGGCCAGGAGGAAAAGCAGAGAUGUUCCUUCAUCUAGGAAGAGCGCUGUCCCAGAAUAGGAAGACAGCUUGUGUGCGGAGGAUUGAUCCUGAGGCUGUGGAUGCACCCUUCCUGCCUGUGAGUGAGUGGUUCUGAGCUGUGAUGGGGAAUGUGUCCAUGCCAGGCAGUGCUGCUGGUGUGGAAGAGAAGACUGGUAGACCACCUCCCUUUCCCAUCAUUGAUACCCUGGACUGAGAGGAAGUCCAGGAUUUCCACAGUAAAUAAAAUAAGCCUCCCUCUCCCCCAGAUUGUGUAAACCAAAGUGUUGGGGACUCAGGGGUGUGGUCUCAGUUUGCCCCAGCCCUCUCUCAGGGCCAAGCCUAGGCCUGAGUACCCUGAUGGGUAAUAGCCUCUGACCUCACAGUGCUCUUUCAGCUCAUGGGGUACCACCCUCCAUCAAUCUGGAUGCAGGCCUGGACCCCAAAGAUCAUCUGUAGCCAAAAUACCCUGCUCCUCUUUGAGCCCUCCUAGAGUCCCCCCCCAGAUGUGUGGCUACCUACUGGGCUUUCAGAGCAGGUAUCCAUGGUGUAGUCAACAGGAGGAGCAAGUGUAUUAAGAUGUCCGGUAGGCAGUGUUCCUGGCAGGUGCGUAACCAGCCAACAUUACUGUAUGGGGACAGGACCGCCUCAGGAGCACAGAGGACCUCUGUUACUGUUUUUAGCAGAGCCCUGCCUGGGCCCUCUUUUCUCCCUGGUCAUGGGUCUUGAAAGACGACUGACCAGCACAAACUUCAAGGGUCUAGAUGGGCAGAAAGAAGCCACUUCAGCUUCCACCUUCUGAAGUCUGAUCAGCCACAUCUGCCUGCUCUUACUUGCCCAGGUUUCCGCCUGUGCCUGCAGAGAUGGGCUGGCUUCCUUUGGGUGGCUCUCAGUCACAAAGCCUGAAGAGACUGGAACUCAGGCUUAUGACAGUUCAGUCCCAACUGCUAACUUGUCCCUUUCCAAAUUUUGCUUUCUAAAAGCAGUUUGUUAUUACUAUUCGUAACAUUGUAUAGUUUUAAUUUCAUGUCAUUUUGGAUCAUAUAUAAAUGUGAGAGUUUGGGUUUUUAAAAAGAAUGACUCCAUUUUAGGUAGCCACUUUUGAUGUUAAUAUAUAGUGAGUCCAAUGUAUGCUUUAGAAGUAAAGACAUUGACCAUUGCA